AUGUGUUGUACCUAUAAUUGUAUAAAUACAAAUAAACCUAGUGGUAAGUGUGUUAAAGGAUAUGGAUAUGGAAAUAUAAUUGAUGGUGAAAAUAUUAAAUAUAUUAAUUGUUUGGAGGGGAAAGGAGUUUGUGAUAAAUGGGUUCUUAUUUAUGCUGAAAAUUCAUUCAAAAACCCCCAAAAUUCUUUAAACUAUUCUUUAUAUUAUUUUGAAAUUAAAUGCAAAUUUGAAAGAGAGUUGAAUAAAGGUGAAAAAUAUUUGAGUGUUGGACUUAAAAAUUUGAGCACAAGAAAUCAUAUUUAUUAUUCUGCGAAGCAAUUCUCAAUUUACUAUAACAUGAAAAAUGAAAAAAUUCACCAACCAACACCUUCUUGGAAUAACAAUGAUAUUUUUGGUUGUGGAUUAGUUUAUCCUCCAACUAAUAAAUUAACUGAAGAAUCUCCUUAUGUGUUCUUUACACAAAAUGGAAAACAAAUUGGUAAGGCUACAUUAGUAAAGGACAGUUAUGAAUCCCCAUGUGUUUGGCUGCAAUGUUGUUCAAUUGAAGCUAAUUUUGGAAAUAAUUUGGAAUCAAAACCUUUCAAAUACGACGUUUCGAAUCAUUUAAUUCUUAAAGAAUCUUAUUGA
Messenger RNA from Meloidogyne enterolobii, 627 nucleotides. Lineage: Eukaryota; Metazoa; Nematoda; Chromadorea; Rhabditida; Meloidogynidae. The record is from the annotation of a GenBank genome assembly.